Messenger RNA from Microsporum canis CBS 113480, 2883 nucleotides. Its product is annotated as TdiA. Gene Ontology annotation, molecular function: phosphopantetheine binding; CoA-ligase activity. Gene Ontology annotation, biological process: secondary metabolic process; biosynthetic process. Bases 1 to 2883 code for a protein of 960 amino acids. The record is from RefSeq and is a predicted model, not a curated record. The transcript has 4 exons. NCBI's taxonomy places the organism in Eukaryota, Fungi, Ascomycota, Eurotiomycetes, Onygenales, Arthrodermataceae.
AUGUCAUUUAACCCUGGAACCGUCGUUGCCAGGACGGGAAUUUGGGGGGAUUUAUCUUCAAGAUAUCUUAAAAAGUGUGGCUGCAUCAAGGAAAGGGCCAGUCACUACGGCCAGAUCCUUCGCGCUUUUCCUAGCUUCAAAGAAGGCCACCCUAUCCUUCUACACUUCGAUGACCACUGGGAUACCAUAGUCUGGUUCUGGGCUGUCCUACUCGCCAACGGCCUACCGGUACUCUCUCCUCCUUUCAGCGUUGUUGAGGAUCAUCGGCUUCAGCAUAUUCGGGGGCUAUCAAAUCUUCUUCAAUUGCCAAUAUGCAUUACCAGGAAUAACUUGCUUAGCCUAUUUGAUGGAACGCAAAACUUGCUGCAGCUGCACACAAUUGAGUCACUCUAUUAUAACGGACCUCCAUCAGGCCACAAUGGGCCAAAACAUGGUCCAGGAAGCUCAGCGGACCAUCCUAACUAUAAAGAAGGCAAACCCCUAGCAAUGUUGAUGUUGACCUCAGGAAGUACUGGGAAUGCAAAGGCUGUAUGCUUGAGCCACAAACAAGUCGUCGCAGCCAUCUCUGGAAAAGCAUCAGUACGCCAACUACGUCAGGAUGGGCCAUUUAUGAACUGGAUUGGCCUUGAUCACGUUGCAAGUCUCGUCGAGAUCCACAUUCAGGCUUUGUGGCUCGGUGUUGACCAGGUUCAUGUUAACGCAGUUGACAUAGUCUCGUCUCCGGAUGUCUUUCUGGACCUCCUAAGCCGACACCGUGUCUAUCGCACAUUUGCACCGAAUUUCUUUCUUGGGCGAUUGGUAUCAACAAUGAAACAGGAAUAUAAUCAUCAACGAGAGGGUAACUCCUGGGAUUUAUCAAAUCUACAUGUUGUCGCUUCUGGAGGUGAAGCUAACGAUGUUACAACCUGCGUGGCUGCAUCUGCCAUACUUCAAAAAUAUGGAGCACGCCCCGAUGCCAUCACACCAGGAUUUGGUAUGACGGAGACCUGCGCGGGAGCAAUCUUUAAUCUUGCAUGUCCAUCCUACGAUGUUGAAUGCGGCUAUGCUGUAGCCUCUCUAGGCAAGUGCAUGAAAGGCAUUGAAAUGCGUGUUGUCGUUGACUCGAGAUUGGCAGCCAUGAAUGAGCCUGGAGACUUGGAGGUACGCGGUGACGUGGUGUUUGGUGGUUAUUAUCGGAACCCCGAGGCCACCGAGGAUGCCUUCCCUUUGCGAGACGGAUGGUUCCGUACCGGAGAUCAAGGCCGCAUUGACGCGAAUGGCAAUUUAUGCCUUAUCGGAAGAAAGAAAGAUAUAAUCAACAUCAACGGUAUCAAGAUUGUUAUAGCAGACGUCGGGUCGCUAUUAGAACGUGCCAUCAGCGAUAAGGUAAAUCGCUUCGUGGUGUUUCCCUCAAGAGCUGAACAUACCGAACAGGUUACCAUUUGUUAUACCCCUAGAGAAUGGCCGCAUACCGCAGAGGAAAUGGUCGAAAUCGGUGAGCUGGCUGCGCGGGUAUGCAUUUCCAGUGCCUUUGCGCCCCCUUUAAUCUUUUCCUUAAGGGAGUCGUCAUUAUCACUAUUACCUGUAUCGUCGCUGGGGAAGAUAUCGUCCUCCAAGAUGAGCUCUUUAUUUGAGACGGGUGUGUUUAGCGAGGACAUUGCUCUUCAUAGACAGAAGCUUGAUGAGUAUAGGAAAGAAAGCCAACAAAGAACGUUGCUGACUGUUGCAACUGAAGCGGAAGCUCUUCUUAUUGAUGAUUUCGCGAAUACACUCGGUAUCAAUAUUGACACGAUAGGGCCUGAAACACAGUUUUUUGAGCUGGGCUUUACGUCAUUGGAUCUCAUCCGCUUGAAGCGCCGUCUUGACACCCGCCUAGGAAUUACAUUGCCCAUCAUCACACUCAUGAAUAACCCAACAGCUCGAUCACUAGCUGCGGCUCUAAAUUCCGGGUGGCCCGGAGACUCUCCCGACGAGCUAGAGAAAAACGUGGUAGAUUAUGAACCUGUGGUAACACUGAAAUCUGGUGGUAAGAAGCCACCACUCUGGCUUUUUCACCCUGGUGUGGGUGAGGUGCUAGUGUUCAUCGGUCUGGCACAACAUCUUGCUGAUGACGAGCGGCCCAUUUAUGCCCUCCGCGCAAGAGGCUUUGAGCGAGGGCAGUCACAAUUUACGUCAAUUACUGAGGCUGUGAAUAUCUACACUCAAGCCAUUCGACAGCGCCAGCAACAGGGACCCUAUGCGCUGGCUGGCUAUAGUUAUGGCGCCAUGCUUGCCUUUGAGACAGCCAAGCAACUAAAUUACACGGAGACCGGCACAAGUGGGAGCUCAGUACGCUUCCUAGGUAGCUUCAACUUACCACCACACAUCAAAUGGCGCAUGCGCCAGCUGCACUGGAACAUGUGUCUUCUACACCUAACACAAUUCCUCGGACUGACGACUGAGGAAGAUGUUGAGAAGAUGGAGCAGAACUCUAAGUUCUCCGAGGCGUCUAGGAGUGACGCCCUGGAACAGAUUAUCCACAACGCAGAUCACCAUCGGAUGGAGGAGCUGGAUCUGGAAAAUGCAGAACUGGCCCGUUGGGCUGAUGUCGCUUACGGCCUGCAGAGCAUGGCAAUUGAAUACGAACCAAGUGGGCAGAUCGACAGCAUUGACGUUUUCCACGCAAUUCCUCUCAAACGAGCUGCCCCAUCAAGAGAGAAGUGGAUAACAGAGCAUUUGAUCAAGUGGAGAGAUUUUUCUCAGACGGAGCCUAGGAUCCAUGCAGUCGGAGCAAAUAUCAUGAGAAACAUGCAUAUUGCCCUGUACUCCAGGCUUCAACGCAUCAUCCCUGGUUCAUCCGAAGCCCCCAUGUCCUUCUUGUGCCUGUUCUACAAGGGAUUGUACAUGACAGGAGACGUUGGUUGA